Molecule: messenger RNA, 1611 nt
Organism: Drosophila subpulchrella
Lineage: Eukaryota; Metazoa; Arthropoda; Insecta; Diptera; Drosophilidae
Exons: 6
Coding region: 27-1475 (482 amino acids)
Source: RefSeq, a predicted model, not a curated record
UAACCGGAUCACACGGAUAGAUCAUCAUGAACAAACUACGGGCCCUACUGCCCGGUCAACAUUCGACCAAUGGAGCAUCUCGACAUUCCGCAACGCUGGAACCCGAGAUCGGUUUCCAGAUCACCAUCGACAAUCCGAAAAACAGUGAUCACAGCAAGGGUUCUACGGCGGUACCAGAGCUCAACGUCCACCUCAUCGCCGCCCGUCAUCUGCCCUCUCUGUUCGGCUUCAAGAUCGUCCAGGGCUAUUUGAUAAAGGUGAAGCUAUUUCCCGGAACGAAACGCUUGGACAGCAGUAUUCAGACAAACACGUGGCCAAAGUUCAAUGAAAAUUUCAAGUUUCCCCUGGUGCCAGAUAUAAAAUCCUCCAUGAAGCAUGUAACGCGACGACCUGCAAAUGGUCAGACAACUAACACAGAUCCGGAGCCAGAAGAGCUCUUCUCCGGACAGUUUGUGGUCUUUACGGUCUACGCUCUAUUGGAACUUCCGGCAACAAACUUCAAUCGCUUUAAUAAGACAUACCGAUCGCUGAAGGACAGGAGUACCAGCUUUGUGCAACGCUUCGUGGAUCCUACAGCGGGGACUCCAAAUGAGGCCAAGAGCGAAGCCGGAGGAAAGCCAAGUGAUCAGGGCAAAGGAAGGAAAAAGUCGGACAGCUCUGCACGGGAUGCAAUGCCACCGCUGACUAUCAGUGAAUCGCGAAGGAAUAUAGGUUCCGUCACCUGCUACCUGCAAUCCAAGCUCUUCCAACGCAACAGCCGAACGGGGUGUUAUUCGACGGAAGAGUUGUGGCUGCCUAUAAAAGAUAUCACCACAACGGUGGCCAAGUCGUCGCCCAGCAACAACAAUCUUGUUAACUCCUCUAAGGGCGUGGUUGAGCUGGCUCUUGAGGUUCGAGAUCUGCUGGAAUGCGUGUCACCUGAGGACACCUCGAUGGCCCCUCCAACGCCCGCCAACACGCCCACUACGCCGACAGCCACUUUUGCCCCUUCAUCCAACAAUUGGCAACGGAUGACCGCCGAGGUGAAGCGGAAGAUGGGCAUCAGCAAUGCCGGAAGCUCCGAUUCCGGGAGAUACCUGCUCCGGGUGACCACCACGCGGAUGCGCUGCUCCAACAAGGUCAAGGACGAACUGGAGGCCACUGCAAGUUCUGGAGUGUAUGUUAAGACCACUGCCUUCGAGCAUGGUAUCUACAUAGAUGCAUGGAAGUCGCCCAUUUUCUUUCCCUCACUCUCCACCAAAUGGGACGAUGGCAGCGGCGAGGGAACAAUAGAUAUUCCCCUCCAGAGACUCGAUCAGCUGGAGGACAUAGUGCUUCGGAUCACAUUGGCCACCAAGAAGAUGGGCAAGAAAGUGGUCCUUGGCACGGUCAUAGUCGGCGGUGAUCAGGCGGGAGAUACGGGCUCUGAGCAGAUGCGCCUUAUCAGGGAAUCCCCGCCAGGUCAACGGGUCGCCGCCUGGCACUGCUACCACUAAAUCGAACUGAAAGCUGUACUCCAAAUAACUUUAGUUAAUUCAUAUCAAAAUUCCUUUGUGCUUCUGCGCGUAGACACAAUGUAUGUAUUUGCUUUUCGAUCGUUAAAAAUAUUAAAUUUAAUUGCGAAUUGUAAAA